AUGAAAAACAAGAAACAGCGUGACUUCACCAAGAAAAAGGCAAGAGUGGGACGCGAACAGUUUCGCAAACACUCAAGUAGUGAUGCAAAACUACUCGCAGAUGUAUCUAAACUAAAGAAGACGGUGAAACUCGGAACGCAAUCUAUUAGUGUAAACAAGGAACGACUCAAUGUUACAUCGAAAAGGUUAACAUUAGCGGAAUUGAUUGGAAAAUCACGACAUACUUCAGGAGCUGUACAGAUACGUGCAUUUCUGGGUAUUAUCGAGUUUGUGCGACGUUUUGAAGAUGAUGUCACCUUGAACCUAUUCUCUAUAGUACAAGUAGCCGGUGCGGGGCUUACAAGCUCAAACGACGGCGUGCGCCAACAAGCCCGGACGUUACUUGUUGCUUUAUUUGACCAGAUAAAGGGGGCUAGUGGGUCAAAAUGGUCGAGUAACAAGUGUACAGAGAAUCUGGUAUAUUACAUUCUAAGAGGGGUAGUACUAUCGGAUAACGGUGUCAGGGCAGAUGUCCAUCGUACCAUAACAGCUAUUAUGGAGCGGUUGCCAUCGAUAUUGGCGGAACAUGUUGAAACACUUCUAGAUAAGCUAGUCCGGCAUGCUCCAGAAACUCCAACAGUGACACACAUGGACUGUUUACUUUCACUAUCCAAGUUCCAAAGCGAUCCUGGUACAGGGUCGACCACGGCAUUAGUAGACUACCUUUGUAAGGUACUAGAUUAUUGUAUGAUCGCCGGAUCUGAUGUAAUGUCAGAAUUGGAGUGCCUAACUAUCGCAUCGAUGACAGUGAAAAGCCUUAAGUUAAUAUCGAUGAAUGUCGAGUGGGUAACACCCGAUGACACAAGGUUAAUUCGAGCGUUGCUAUGUUGUAACCUUCAUGAGUACGAAUCUUUAACCGAACGUGGUACAGAGACUUUUGAGUCUCUUUUUAAGGAGUUUGUCCUUUACCGUGCAGAACUUGGUCUAAAAUGCGCCAACCUCUUUACAAAAUAUCAGCUCAUCAUGCUGGUGCCAAUAAUACAUUUGUACCUGAUGCGAGAGUCCCUGUCGUACGGUUAUGCGCCAAGGAUCGCAUAUAUAAUACUCACCGCCAUGGCUAUUGACAAAGAUCAAUUUAACACACAAGAUGUUUCUAACCUCAAAUCACAAUGGUGCGAAGAGAUAAUCCAGACCCUGGUGGGAGAAGAACCGUUAUUUCAAGAACUACGCUCCACUUUACAACGGAGAGUAACCAACCUAGGAAAACGUAAAAAGAUAUUCGGGUCGAAUACCGAAUCAACUGCAGUAUCUGGAGCCUUAAUGUAUCUUCGAGAUACGUUUGUUACUAUUUGUCGAAGGUUAGCUGAAGCUAUAAUGGGCCGAGUAGAAAUUCUUCCUAUAAUAGCAAUCGCCAGUGGUGUUUCUCCCGCCGUGUUAUCAGACGCCUUUGACAAUACGAAGGAUGGUUCAAAGGGGUUCGAGUUCCUCGCCAAACUUCCUAUCGACUUUGAAGUACAAGAUGAUUUCUCUCUGGACUGCAAAGGCGUGCUACAACAAUUGAUAGGUACUAUGGAAGGCCGUCCAACGACGCAACAACUACUCUAUACCUUAGUAUACACAUCAAAGUCUGCUGAGAAGUUCCCGGAGAGUGAUUUUAUUAACUGCUUUUUACAAAAGGAACGGUUGGCUACCCUGGACGAUGAAGAGAUCCAUCUGGUGGCACGAGCGGCGCUUAACUGCUCGAAUUCAGCUGAAGUUACUAAGAAGUUGCUAGAACUGAUCAAAGAACGUUUAUGUGACAGUACUAUAUGCUCAUAUCCAGGUGCUGUAAAUUUGAUAGGGGUGCUGAUACAUCACAUGUUCGCCAGUGGCGACUCUGCUCCAUUGUCAAGUGACAUAGGUAUCGAUGAGCAUCUAGAGCCCAUGAAACUGCUAAUAUCAAACAUAAAAACGGUUUGUCCUAUAUUAGAGAAGAGGAUAGAUAGUGAUCUUCUCGAUUUAAUGGAAAAACUCUUCUCUCAAUGCCUUUACAGGACCAUUGAGAUGCUAGUCACAAGCCAAAGCAACAACAUUCAUUAUGUUGAAGAUGCUCAUAAAAUUAUAACGCGUCGUUGUUUGCAGCCUGUUUGUGAGCAUUUAGCGGUCACGGGAUUGUAUAACAUGGCGAUAUGUCUAAUAAGUUCUACAACGAUACCGCCGCAGAAACCAAGACAGCCGUUGGAUGGUGUAGUGCCGCCUAUGAAAGUAUGGCCAGAAUGGUUACAGAAGCUUGUUAAAUUCGACUUCGUUGCAGAAUCUCCGGAAGCCCUUAUAAAUAGGCUCCCUGUAGGCACCGGAGAUGAAACUCCAGUUGCUAAAUUAUGUGCAAAUACAGCUCGUAUUUUAAUCGUUGGACACGAAGGUAAAUUCGGCCAUGAGUUCCUAGAAUUUGAAAUACUUGAUGACGGUCACUUGAAAUAUACAAAUAGCUCCAACUAUCGUAAGGAUAAUGUAAUAAAGAGGGAAGCAUAUGUGACAAGUGCCGUCAUAGGGGAGCUAAAACGCAUCAUCGAUGACUCUGAAAUAACUAGUGAAGAUCACAGUGAUUGGCCUAUACCGGAUCGUGUUGGCCGUCAGGAACUAGAACUCAAGUUAGAUGGAAAACAUUUCACAUACUCAACAUCAAAAAUAGGUUCACUUGCUGACGUACAGAACAGCAAGGAUCCUAAUGGAUUGAGGGUAUUCUAUUAUCUCGUGCAAGAUCUAAAGUGUUUUGUUUUAUCACUUAUAACACUCGGUUUUAAGAUAAGGCCCAUUUGA
Babesia sp. Xinjiang is the source of this 2778-nucleotide messenger RNA. Its product is annotated as Protein mago nashi -like protein 2. Gene Ontology annotation, biological process: RNA splicing. The transcript is spliced from 4 exons. Gene Ontology annotation, cellular component: nucleus; exon-exon junction complex. NCBI's taxonomy places the organism in Eukaryota, Apicomplexa, Aconoidasida, Piroplasmida, Babesiidae. The record is from RefSeq and is a predicted model, not a curated record. The coding region runs from base 1 to 2778 and encodes 925 amino acids.